CAGGUAGCAGGUUCGGCUGCGCGGGGGCCCGCGAGCCUGAGGUAAAUACUGGGGUGGUGGGUGUGGGGUUCCGGGCCGGCCCCGGACACGCCGGCUAUGAAGCCGGGGCCGGGGCGUUGAGCGGCGGCCGAGAAGGGCACUUUGAAUUGCUGUCUUUUUACAGCAUGGACACCAGGUUGUUAACAACUUGCUUUGGGACUUCCAGUAACUUCAUUUUGGGGGAUUUUAUGACAGAUUUGCUAGUGGCUCCUUUUUGUGAGUUGAUGUUCUGAAGUUACUGUCACAAUGAGUUCAGGCCUAUGGAGCCAAGAGAAGGUUACUUCACCUUACUGGGAAGAACGGAUUUUUUAUCUGCUUCUUCAAGAAUGCAGUGUAACAGACAAACAGACACAGAAACUCCUAAAAGUACCCAAAGGAAGUAUAGGACAGUACAUCCAAGACCGUUCUGUGGGGCAUUCAAGAGUUCCUUCUGCAAAAGGCAAGAAAAAUCAGAUUGGAUUAAAAAUCUUAGAGCAACCGCACGCAGUUCUAUUUGUUGAUGAAAAGGAUGUUGUAGAAAUCACUGAGAAAUUUACAGAGUUACUGUUGGCAAUUACCAACUGUGAGGAGAGGCUCAGCCUAUUUAGAAACAGAAUUCGACUAACUAAAGGCCUCCAGGUAGAUGUGGGCAGCCCUGUGAAAGUACAGCUGCGAUCUGGGGAAGAGAAAUUUCCAGGAGUUGUACGCUUCAGAGGACCUUUAUUAGCGGAGAGGACAGUUUCGGGGAUUUUCUUUGGAGUAGAAUUGCUGGAAGAAGGUCGUGGCCAAGGUUUCACUGAUGGGGUAUAUCAAGGGAAACAGCUUUUUCAGUGUGAUGAAGAUUGUGGCGUGUUUGUGGCAUUGGACAAGCUGGAGCCCAUAGACGACGAUGACAAUGGAUUGGAAAGUGAUUUUGCAGCCCCAGGGGAUACAAUGCAGGCUGAACCUCCCCCUUUGGAAAUAAACUCCAGAGUUUCUCUGAAGGUUGGCGAAAGUGUAGAAUCUGGAACAGUAAUAUUCUGUGAUGUUUUGCCAGGAAAAGAGAGUCUAGGAUAUUUUGUUGGUGUGGACAUGGAUAACCCUAUUGGCAACUGGGAUGGAAGGUUUGAUGGAGUACAACUUUGUAGCUUUGCAAGUGUUGAAAGUACAAUUCUUCUGCACAUCAAUGAUAUCAUUCCAGAGAGCAUGACACCGGAAAGGAGGCCUCCCAAACUUGCCUUUAUGUCAAGAGGUGUUGGUGACAAAGGUUCAUCUAGUCAUAAUAAACCAAAGGUUACAGGAUCUACCUCAGACCCUGGAAGUAGAAGCAGAUCUGAAUUAUUUUAUACCUUAAAUGGGUCAUCUGUUGACUCACAACAACAAUCCAAAUCCAAAAAUCCAUGGUACAUCGAUGAAGUUGCAGAAGACCCUGCAAAGUCACUUACAGAGCUGUCUCCAGACUUUGGACAUUCAUCACCUCCACCACAACCUCCUUCCAUGAACUCCUUAUCCAGCGAGAACAGAUUUCACUCUCUACCGUUCAGCCUGACCAAGAUGCCCAAUACUAACGGCAGCAUUGCUCACAGCCCACUGUCACUGUCAGUGCAGUCUGUGAUGGGCGAGCUGAACAGCACGCCUGUCCAGGAGAAUCCACCUUUGCCCAUCUCUUCUGGUAAUACAUACGGCCUAGAGGUGGGCUCACUGGCUGAAGUGAAAGAGAAUCCCCCAUUCUAUGGGGUUAUCCGUUGGAUUGGCCAGCCGCCUGGGCUCAGUGACGUGCUAGCUGGACUAGAACUGGAGGAUGAAUGUGCGGGCUGUACAGAUGGCACGUUCAGGGGCACGCGCUAUUUCACCUGCGCCCUGAAGAAGGCCCUGUUCGUGAAACUGAAGAGCUGCAGACCCGACUCUAGGUUUGCAUCCCUGCAGCCUGUUUCCAAUCAGAUUGAAAGAUGUAAUUCUUUAGCAUUUGGAGGCUACUUAAGUGAAGUAGUAGAAGAAAAUACUCCACCAAAGAUGGAAAAAGAAGGUUUAGAGAUAAUGAUUGGAAAGAAGAAAGGCAUCCAGGGCCAUUACAAUUCUUGUUACUUAGACUCAACUUUAUUCUGCUUAUUUGCUUUUAGUUCUGCCCUGGAUACUGUGUUGCUUAGACCUAAAGAAAAGAAUGAUGUAGAGUAUUAUAGUGAGACCCAGGAGCUACUGAGGACAGAAAUAGUUAAUCCUCUGAGGAUAUAUGGAUAUGUGUGUGCCACAAAAAUUAUGAAACUGAGGAAAAUACUUGAAAAAGUUGAGGCUGCAUCAGGAUUUACCUCUGAAGAAAAAGAUCCUGAAGAAUUUCUAAAUAUCCUGUUUCAUGAUAUUUUAAGGGUUGAACCAUUGUUAAAAAUAAGAUCAGCAGGUCAGAAAGUCCAAGACUGCAACUUCUAUCAGAUCUUUAUGGAAAAAAAUGAGAAAGUUGGAGUUCCUACAAUUCAGCAGUUACUAGAAUGGUCUUUUAUCAACAGCAACCUGAAAUUUGCAGAGGCACCAUCAUGCUUGAUUAUUCAGAUGCCUCGGUUUGGAAAAGACUUCAAAAUGUUCAAAAAAAUUUUCCCUUCUCUAGAAUUAAAUAUAACGGAUUUGCUUGAAGACACUCCCAGGGAGUGUCGCAUCUGUGGAGGACUUGCGAUGUUCGAGUGUAGAGAGUGCUAUGAAGACCCUGACAUCUCAGCAGGGAAGAUCAAGCAGUUCUGUAAGACUUGCUGCACUCAGGUUCACCUCCAUCCCAAGAGAAUGAAUCAUACAUAUCACCCAGUAUCACUUCCCAAAGACUUGCCUGACUGGGACUGGAGACACGGCUGCAUCCCCUGCCAGAAGAUGGAGUUAUUUGCUGUUCUCUGCAUAGAAACGAGCCACUAUGUUGCUUUUGUGAAGUAUGGGAAGGAUGAUUCAGCCUGGCUCUUCUUUGACAGCAUGGCUGAUCGAGAUGGGGGUCAGAAUGGCUUCAACAUUCCACAAGUGACACCCUGCCCUGAAGUGGGAGAGUACUUGAAGAUGUCUUUGGAGGAGCUGCACUCCUUGGAUUCCAGAAGGAUUCAAGGCUGUGCACGCAGACUUCUUUGUGAUGCGUACAUGUGCAUGUACCAGAGCCCAACCAUGAGCUUGUACAAAUAAUACGUCAUCUGAAAUGGGCAGAGGCCAAGCACAAAGCUUAACACCAUGUUUCUUCCAGCUGGCACCCAUUGCCGGCAAUGGGUGUCUUUUGUGUUGAUGGCCCUUUAGCAAAGGAUUCCUGUGUUUUUAAACAAAUUACUUUUGUGUUCUUGAAGUAUUUAACGAACAUUUUGCACUCUAGGAAAUAUGUUUUGUUGGUUUUUUAAAAAGUUUAAAUGAAGUUUAGUUUAAAUGAAGUUAAGUUUAGUUUUCUUUAAGUUUAUUGAGUUUAUUGCAUUGAUAUUAUAAUAUUUUUGGAAAGAUACAAUUUUAAUUGUGACGUCUAAAAUCUUUUAGUCCAUUGAGGAUGUAAGUAAAUAUUUCUUCUUAUGGACCAAGGAUAUUAAAUCAUUUUUCUUUUUUGAUUGCCUUGAGGAAGAAAUAAUAUGGUUUUAUUGAGUCUGCCUUUAUUCCAGUUCUUGAAGGUGUGCUGAGUUUGUUAAUUUUUCCUAUAUAGUGCUGAUUUCCUGCAUGUCUGUAUUUUGCCGAGUUUCUGUGUUCCUGCAGCAGUGGUCAGAACAUGCUGAAAUUCCUUUCAUGGUGUUAUUUUCUAUUUGUUCUGGUUUUGAGACAAAUGAGUAACUUUGUUAUAAAAUGUCCAUUUUUGGUUUCAACUUGGAGGAUUAGGGUAGAGAGCAAUUGGAACAUCUCAGUGAUAACUGUCACCAGGCAGGUUUCCUAUAGGAGCUCUUAAGUAUUUAUGGAGCAAGGCACGGUGACUUAUGUGACUGGAGUGGUAAUAGAUAAUGUAUUCUUAUACAGAUCACAGUACAGAAAAAAUAAAGUUGGCUUAGAGAUAUUACUAAUAUUUUCCUGAAGAGAUCUAUUAGGUUUGAAGGCUUCAAAGACAACUUCUCUUUGUGUUAAUAUGGGAUCAAACAAUGCUAUUGUCUGUAGCAGUCAUUCUAUUUAAGUGUGAAUAAGUGGAUAUUGACUCUGUGUUUAUCUUUGUUUACAUAUGAACUUAUAUAUUAAGUACAUUUGGUAUGUGUACCUCAGCACUAUAUUCCUAGAGGGAUUAGCAGUCUUUGGAAUGUGCAUAAAUCUUAGAGGGUAUUUGAUGGUACUUACUUGGAUAUUUCCUUCCACCCUAUUUCUAUAGAAACAGAGGCUCUGGGAGCCAAAGAAAUAGACAAAAUUCUCAUGUUGAAGGGGAAAAAAAAUCACUGAAUUGAUUUCUCUCUACUACUUAAUAAUGUAAACAUUUAACUUCUGAGAGGAUUUUUUCCUGCACCACCACACUACCAGAUGACAGGUCUUUAUGUCAGAAGUAGGAUAUCCUUCUCAGAAUAUAUAGGUCAUGAGACCUCUGUUUAAAAACAAGACUGCCCUCCUUGGGCUUGGUGAUUCCGGCACCACUCCCAGUGCUUCAUCAGGGAGAUAGUUGUUUAGUGCAGCUGGGAUAGGUGGAGAAGAUGUAACGGUGGAAACUGGUGAGCAGAAAGGGGCCGGAGGAGGCGAUGAGCCACCCGUCACAGCAGAGGACAGGACUUGCGUGAAGGCAAACUUCUGUGGCUUUGGGCCUUGGCCCUCUUAUCAAGAUGUCAAAGUGUGACUUCCUGGCAAGGAAUUAGGCUCCUGUGUGAGCUGUUGUGGGUUGUCUCAGGUGGGGGCCUGGCUGGAGUUGUUGAGGAUCUAUGCUUUGUCUUAUUCUAGAUCCUAAAGGGUUUCUCUUGGGCCCAAAUGUGGUGACAAGCUGAGCAGCAGAGAUGGCCAGGAGUAGUGAACAGUGGGAAUUUUGGGGAUAAACCCUUGCUGGUGGGUGGCCUUAAAUGGCAUUACUUUAUCCUGAGGACUCUCCUGGCAGUGCUGACAGUUGACUGUCGUCAGAUUUUAGUUCUCGUUUUCUUCCUAACGGAUUUGAGGGAGAAGGGCUAUCGAUGGAGGGGUUGUCCUUCCAGGCACCAUAGGCCUCUGCACAGUUCUCUUGUGCUUUUAAAUACUGUUGAUGUUCACUAGUUAUUCAUUCUAAAGGGAUUAUGCGGGAGACGCAACUGUCUUUGGUUUUAUAUUAUGAAAUAGCCUUGUAUUGUGGAAUGUUAACUCUGGAGAGUCGCCCUCAUACUCAAAGUAUUCAUUAAAAAAAUCCCCUGAUACUUCCUAGGGGGGUGUGGCUAUUAUCAGGCUGACCCAAAGGAACACAUUUUGUAUUCCAUUUCCUUUACUGGUAUCUUGUUAAAAAAAUUUUUGCCUGAAGAAUAUUCUUUUGUUUAUGAAAACAUGAAUAACAUUGUAUAAAACAGUCCCUUUCUGUCAGAAUGCUCCAAUGUAGCCUUAAUUUUGUUAAACUUAGAGACAAUUGAAGUGCUGCUGUGGAAAGAAAUGUACCAUGUACUAUUUCUGUAUCAUUAAAAUGCAGUUUUUAUGGUUC
Molecule: messenger RNA, 5557 nt
Organism: Chionomys nivalis (European snow vole)
Lineage: Eukaryota; Metazoa; Chordata; Mammalia; Rodentia; Cricetidae
Gene: Cyld
Product: CYLD lysine 63 deubiquitinase
Exons: 17
Coding region: 286-3147 (953 amino acids)
Biological process (GO): protein K63-linked deubiquitination; regulation of intrinsic apoptotic signaling pathway; regulation of mitotic cell cycle
Cellular component (GO): cytosol
Molecular function (GO): cysteine-type deubiquitinase activity; K63-linked deubiquitinase activity
Source: RefSeq, a predicted model, not a curated record